AUGAUGAGCAGCACCGGCGGCCAUGCAACUCCAUCUCCGUCUCCACUUCCCCCUAUCGACAAUAGCAACAAGUUCGAUGACAAGAGCGAAGAUAGUGCGGACGAUGUUAUCAACGCGGCGAUGAACACGGAGUUAAUGGUUGAUGAGGAGAAGGAGGCAGAGGAGGAGCGAGCGGCCCACGCGGCGUUUGAUGCGGAGCAGCAACACCACCGGGAGGCAGCGACCGCAGAGGAGGAGUCGGACGACGACGAUGGCAUCGACUGGAGCGGGCCUGGCCCAGAAGAGAAAGCGAUGGAGCAGAGGGCCUUAGUCGUGUCCUUCGAGACGCUGAAGAAGACCGAGGAUGACGCCAACGAGGCGCUCCGACAGAGGCUACUGGAGGAUGUGGUGGCCCACCGAGCUCUAGUGGCGGCGCAGAAGUGGAGGAGGGAGGGAGGCAAUGACGAGGCUGGGUCGUCAACCGCCCCGAGGGGCGACAAGUAG
Molecule: messenger RNA, 483 nt
Organism: Lolium perenne
Lineage: Eukaryota; Viridiplantae; Streptophyta; Magnoliopsida; Poales; Poaceae
Source: RefSeq, a predicted model, not a curated record